AUGUUCUCGACCUCGAAACUCUUCUCGUUGCUCCUCCUAGUGGUUCUAAUUUCCUCAAUUCAUGCUCAAUAUGACAGCAGUGCCUCGGGCAGUAUUCUGUCGCCCUUUGGCGGAGGCCUUGGAGGUGGAUAUUCCAAUCCAUAUGGGAGUUUCGCGAAUUCCGACUCAUCCUACGGACGCUACGGAAAUGCUUACGGAUUUUUGUAG
This is a messenger RNA of Bursaphelenchus xylophilus (pine wood nematode), 207 nucleotides long. Lineage: Eukaryota; Metazoa; Nematoda; Chromadorea; Rhabditida; Aphelenchoididae. The record is from the annotation of a GenBank genome assembly.